AUGGAAGUUUACAGUGUGGAGCAGUGGCGAGAUGGGUCUCAGCAUGGAACAAGCGGCGGAGAAGCAAUCAUACAGCCAGGGGACUUACUUGAUCUUCAUUCAAGUUCUACUGUUGGAAUCCCAGUAGUUCACAGAGAUGUCAAGUCCACCAAUGUUCUACUAAAUGCCAACUUCGAAGCAAAGACAUCGGAUUUUGGACAAGCCAAAUUGAUGCCAGAGUAUCAGGAGACUUGUGUGACAGUCGGAGUUCUCGGUACAUUUGGAAAUUUCGAUCCCGAUUAUACAUCAACCGGAAAACUAACUUUACAAAGCGAUGUUUACGCAUUCGGCGUGGUUCUUCUAGAGCUAUUGAUAGGACGUAGAGCCGUCGACAUAAACAAGGGACCAAAUGAUCAAAACCUUGUACUCCAGGUUAGGCAAUUACUGAAUGACAGGAAGAAGCUACGCAAUGUGAUCGAUCCGGAAAUGGCUCGAAAUUCACACACCAUCAAACCUGUAGCUAUGUUUGCAAAACUGGCAUCACGUUGUGUCCAUGUCGAGAGCCGAGAACGACCCUCGAUUCCGGAAUGCGUAAAAGAACUCCAAUUGAGUUUCUGUACAAAUGCAAAAGGCCUGGUGAAGCAAAACCAGAUUGUUUGCUAG
This is a messenger RNA of Hibiscus syriacus, 642 nucleotides long. RefSeq names its product probable serine/threonine-protein kinase PBL28. Gene Ontology annotation, biological process: protein phosphorylation. The coding region runs from base 1 to 642 and encodes 213 amino acids. Gene Ontology annotation, molecular function: ATP binding; protein kinase activity. Lineage: Eukaryota; Viridiplantae; Streptophyta; Magnoliopsida; Malvales; Malvaceae. The record is from RefSeq and is a predicted model, not a curated record. The transcript has 4 exons.